AUGGGGGAAGAUCAAAGGGUUUCAGAGGAGAUCCAGAAAGACUGCUUCUCUAAUCCAGGACAGUCCAGGAGGAAAGAGGAGGAGAGAGGGAGGAGAGGAGGAGGAAGAUUAGGAGGAGGAGGAGUAAGAAGAAGAGAGGUUGGAGAGGGAAGAAAGAGAAAAAAACAUGGCGCUUGCGAGCUGUAUGUGCAAAAUCCGCAAGGAAUUGCAGUAAAUUCCUUUUUGUUUGAAGAAAAUUUACAACUUGGUAAUAGACCUUUUUAUGACCUAUUUGCGGUCGUCAUUGGCUGCGGCUGGUCAUGUGCAGGCGCCGCUCGCCUUCACGGCCUUUUUCCUGAUUUCCCAGGCGAAUUUCCCCCCGCAUUCUGCCUUCCUCCAGCCUCACCCCCUCUUUUUCUAACCUUUGUCUCUGCAGAGGUGGGCUCAAGUAGCCGGCUGCAGGAUCGCGGGGGUCCGCGGCCACUUCGCCUCCCCCCCAGCGCCCAACUUGGCUCCUUCGCUGCUCGGCUCCGGCUGCGCCCGGGCCGCCCGGGAGCCGGUGGGGAGCAGGGCCGGUGGAGGAGCCCGGAAGGAGCCGCUGACUCCCGGGCCUCCGCAGGCGCUGACACCCGAGCCGGGCCUGCUCGGCGACCGCCUCCCACACGGCCGGGCCCAGGCGCCCGGGGUGCGCGCAGCCCCGCCGCGCCCGAUGGAUUACAGCAGCCCCCCGGGCAGACCGCCGCCUCCAGCCUCGCAGCCUCCCGGUCCAGGAUGCUGAGAGCCGGCUUUUGUGCCCUCUCUCCAAGAAUGAGGAAACUGGAGUUUGGCUCUGGGCCAGGCAGGAGAGUCUCGCUAACUCUCUGGGGGCUGCACCUACCCUGACAGUAGAUAUUCUGCCUGUGGGUAGUUUCCCCUAUGAAACAUGACUGACUCAAGUAAAACAGCCUGUGGAUUCCAGACUGGAAGAUCUGAUGUCCCCAGGACCUCUUGAUCUUGUCCCCUCCUGCCACUACCCUGGCUCUGGAUGCCUGUCUGUGCUGAGAGCAUUUCAGCUUGAAAACCCUCAUUCAGUACCCUGUAGUUGAACACAGCACAAAAAGCCUGAGAGAUCAAAAGCAUUUGUAUGGGCAGUUGAGCGGGAGGUGAAUAUUUAACGCUUUUGUUCAUCAAUAA
Messenger RNA from Erinaceus europaeus (western European hedgehog), 1152 nucleotides. RefSeq lists its product as uncharacterized. The record is from RefSeq and is a predicted model, not a curated record. NCBI's taxonomy places the organism in Eukaryota, Metazoa, Chordata, Mammalia, Eulipotyphla, Erinaceidae. The coding region runs from base 1 to 861 and encodes 286 amino acids. The transcript has 4 exons.